AAUGGAUAUUGCAUUCCGGCAGAGACCCGGGGUUCUCCAAUAUUUCCCCAUCGGGAGUCUGGGCGGUUUGCCUGCGGUCCCUCCGGUCAGCUCAGCUCAGCUCCUGCAGCGCACUGGUCACACCGACCGUACAUCCAUCGAUGUACGCAGUAAUGCAGGCUGGGAGACUCCAUCCAGCAGCAAGGGACCCGAACUUUCCUGUUCAUCUCGCUUGCCGUCAGCUCCUCGAAGUCAACCGAAGUCAAGUCACCCUGGGAACUUUCAACCGGAACCGCGAUUCACGCGGGAUUUCGGAACUUAAUUGGAAUUAGGUCUUAGGGUUGGAGACCC
Molecule: messenger RNA, 330 nt
Organism: Aspergillus steynii IBT 23096
Lineage: Eukaryota; Fungi; Ascomycota; Eurotiomycetes; Eurotiales; Aspergillaceae
Exons: 1
Source: RefSeq, a predicted model, not a curated record